Molecule: messenger RNA, 1280 nt
Organism: Carlito syrichta (Philippine tarsier)
Lineage: Eukaryota; Metazoa; Chordata; Mammalia; Primates; Tarsiidae
Gene: DKK2
Product: dickkopf WNT signaling pathway inhibitor 2
Exons: 4
Coding region: 307-1086 (259 amino acids)
Biological process (GO): multicellular organism development; negative regulation of canonical Wnt signaling pathway
Cellular component (GO): extracellular region
Molecular function (GO): co-receptor binding; receptor antagonist activity
Source: RefSeq, a predicted model, not a curated record
GGGUCUCUUGCACCUUGGGUCACGCCUCCUUGGCGAGAAGGCGCCUCGCCUUUGAUUGUUUCCAGUUAUUGCAGAACUUCCUGCCCUAGUGGAGAAGCGGGUCUCCUUGGGUCGCGCUAGUUUCUGGCCUGAGGCUUGAGACGGAGUUCACACAGUCCUGGGUCCCCGAAUCAGGAAGGAUUGGGAGAACAGAGACUGCGAGCCACCGCGCCCGAAGUGAGAGAGGCCCCGUGUUGGGGUCCUCCCUUUCCUUGCAUACGCAUCCCUCGGGGCUUUGAACCUUCCUGAGGACCCCCUCGCCGGGAGAUGGCCGCGUGGAUGCGGGGCAAGGAUUCGUCCCGCUGCCUGCUCCUACUGGCGGCGGUGCUGAUGGUGGAGAGCUCACAGAUCGGCAGCUCGCGGGCCAAACUCAACUCCAUCAAGUCCUCUCUGGGCGGGGAGACGCCUGCCCAGGCAGCCAAUCGAUCUGCGGGCACGUACCAAGGACUGGCUUUCGGCGGCAGUAAGAAGGGCAAAAACCUGGGGCAGGCCUACCCUUGUAGCAGUGAUAAGGAGUGUGAAGUUGGGAGAUACUGCCACAGUCCCCACCAAGGAUCAUCAGCCUGCAUGGUGUGUCGGAGGAAAAAGAAGCGCUGCCAUCGAGAUGGCAUGUGUUGCCCUGGUACCCGCUGCAAUAAUGGCAUUUGCAUCCCAGUCACUGAAAGCAUCUUAACACCUCACAUCCCAGCUCUGGAUGGCACUCGGCACAGAGAUAGAAACCAUGGCCAUUACUCAAACCAGGACUUGGGAUGGCAGAAUCUAGGAAGACCACACACCAAGAUGUCACACAUAAAAGGGCAUGAAGGAGAUCCCUGCCUACGAUCAUCAGACUGCAUGGAAGGGUUUUGCUGUGCUCGUCACUUCUGGACCAAAAUUUGCAAACCAGUGCUCCAUCAAGGAGAAGUCUGUACCAAACAGCGCAAGAAGGGCUCUCAUGGGCUGGAAAUUUUCCAACGGUGUGACUGUGCAAAGGGCCUGUCUUGUAAAGUAUGGAAAGAUGCCACCUACUCCUCCAAAGCCAGACUCCAUGUAUGUCAGAAAAUUUGAUCACCACUGUUGAAAAUCAUCACUACCAGACUGUGAAUUUGUGUAUUUAAUGCAUUAUAGCAUGGUGGAAAACAAGGUUUGGGAUUCAGAAGCAUGGCUAAAAUAAGGAAUGUGAUAAGAAGAUAGAGCACAGAAAAUGAGAGGAAAAGAGAACUAAAUAGAUUAGUAUGGGUAACAAUGCAGCACAACAAGUG